Adineta steineri is the source of this 2049-nucleotide messenger RNA. Lineage: Eukaryota; Metazoa; Rotifera; Eurotatoria; Adinetida; Adinetidae. The record is from the annotation of a GenBank genome assembly.
AUGUCUGCCGAAGAGAAAAAAGCUACAUCAGCGGUUACAAAUAUCUGGUCGCGUAUAAGCUUUCCUGGUGCUCUUAAGAAAAAACGAGCAAGUAAUGCAGGAGAAGAUGAAAAAUUAUCAGUUUUAUCAGCAGUUGAACGACAAACAGAAGCUUCACGUAAAGGUGGAACGAUUUGGGAAGCUGUACGUAAAGCUGAUGAAGAAGGAUUUCAACGUCUUGUAACUCUAGAUCCGAAAAAUGUUGAUGCACGUGGACCUGUUGGUGAAUGUCCAAUUCAUAUGUUAUUUUUAUAUGGAACUGAAACUCAUCUUAAGAUGGCUCAAUAUUUAAUAAGAAACUUUCCUUAUACAAUAACACAAAUAUACAAUCUACCUGAAUAUUAUGGGGAAGUAGCACUUCAUAUUGCAAUUAUUAAACAAAAUCCGACCAUGGUUGAAUGGUUAUUAGGUGAUCCAUUGAAUGAACCUUAUCAAGUACAACAACUAACGUCAGCCGCUAAAGGAAAAUUUUUCUCAGUCGGCAGACCGUGUUAUUAUGGUGAAACACCAUUAGCAUUUGCAUGUUGUACGAAUCAAUGGGAUAUAGUCGAAAUUUUACUAAAAUAUGGUGCUUCAAUGGACGCGGUUGAUUCAAAUAGUAAUACUGUAUUACAUUUACUUGUUAUUCAAAAUUUACCUGAAAUAUAUACAAAAUUUAAAGAACGUUGGUUACAAGAACAAGAAGAAGAUAACGAUUCUAGCGACGAAGAAGAUGAAUUGUAUCAAAUAGAAAAAAAACGAGUCAUUCCAAUAUGGAAACGUUUAAAUAAAGAUGGUUUUACACCUUUAACAUUAGCGGCUAAGAUCGGUCAAGCGGAAAUGUUCUCAUUUUUACUUGAAGAACGUAAAAUAACACAAUGGAGUUUUGGACCGGUUGCAUGUGUACUUUAUCCACUAGAUCAAGUUGAUUUAGAAUUUCGAGAAGAUAAUCUUGAAGCACAAGUUGGAGCAUUAGAAAUCAUUGUACAAACUGCACAUGUUGAACUUAUUAUGCAUCCGCGUAUGAUUGAUUUAGUUAAUAAAAAAUGGGAACGUUUUGCAAGAAAAAUUUUUUUUAAUCGUUUUUUGGCUACAUUUUCUUAUUUAAUGGUUUUUCUUAUUACAACUAUUCUUGAUCAAGUUCGAACAGAGACGUUUGAAGGUGAAGGUGAAGAUGCAGUUAUAGUAGAUAUUGAACCUUCAGGGAUGAUUGUACAAGGAAUAUGUACUGUUGGUAGAAUGAUUGUUCUAGCAGGUGCUAUAUGGAAAGGAAACAGUGAAUUUAAAGAAAUGAACAAUGUCGGUAUACGGAAAUAUUUUAAUACAACGGGUUCAGGUCUUCUUGAAAACAGUUUAUCAUGCGCGUUUUGUUUGACUAUUUAUAUAACUAAUAUUCUUCGAAUAUUAGGUAUGCGAGCUGAAAUAGCAGGACUAGCACUAGCAUCAAUUCUUGGUUGGGGUUAUAUGUUAUUUUUUGUUAUGGCAUUUCGUUUAACUGGUCCAUUUGUUGUGAUGAUAUAUGAAAUGCUUUUAAAUGAUGUUCUCCGAUUUUGUGUUAUUUAUGUGGUAUUUCUUGGAGGAUUCUCACAAACAUUUUUUAUUUUAUUUGAACAAAAUGGUUUUGGUGGUUUCCUUGUAAGUGUUAAGCAAUGUUUUCUAGGCAUGCUAGGAGACUUUGAUCUUGAUGCUUAUACAGAAACAACAUAUAGUUAUAUAAGUGUUACACUGCUGAUUGUUUAUAUUAUUGUUGUCACAAUUCUUUUACUUAAUUUACUUGUUGCUAUGAUGGGUGAUACAUAUGGAAAUAUUAUUGAAGGUGCAACACAAGUAUGGCAUUUAGAACGUGCACGUAUUGUAUUUGCAAUUGAAAAUGAGAUGUCCAAUGAAGAACGAAAUUUACCGCAAAAUAAAUAUUGGACUAAUGUUGAUGGUGAACGUUAUUUACAAGUAGAAGAAGUUGAUGCUAACGUUUUUCGUAAAGAUAAGAAAGACACUGGUGAUGGCGAUGAUGCUGACGAAAAAUCAGGAUAG